AUGUCGCCCUUGCCUACUAAUAUCACUGCUUUUAAGAGACGCUUUGUUAACAAGUGUAAUUCAGAAGAACUAGAGCAUUUAAUUGAGCAACAAAAAGCUGAGAUUUCUAGCGGAAUUCAACCUACUAGUAUUGCUGCAAUUUCUGAAGAGGUACCUAAGAAAGUUCGUAGGGGUCAACCAUCAAAAAGGAUUAUGCUGGUUGAAAAUUCAACAGCUGAAUCGUCCAGUUCAGCCAAAUUGUCUACUUCUGUUGGCUCAAAUGCCUUUGUUGCUCUUCAAAGUAGCUUGUCAAUCAAUGUGUCUGAGUUUGAGCCUGCACUUAAGACUUUGCCAAUAAAAGUACAUGCCAGCACUGCUGCAAUUUACAGAAUGCCCUUAGAACAUUGGAAGUAUCCAUACACUGUUGGGCCUACUGAAUUUGUUAUUGCUUUCUUCAAAGAAUUUGUUUUCAAGCGAAUGUAUAUGAAAAGUGUUUCAGUAGAGACUGAUGUUAGAACACAAAUUGGCUUAAGAACAGAAGAUAACAAAGAAAGACAAUUGACUUUGCUCCAAAUUGCUGAGAAUGCUCCUUCUAACAAGAACGGUAAUAAGAAAGUUAUCAAAGUUCCUUUAGGUAUUGAAUCUGUCAAUCAAUACAAGAAAAUCUUGAUGUUCUUGUAUGAAUUCCAGUCCGAGCGCCAAGAAGUUGGAUGGCUGUCUUCCAAGAAGACUAAAGAAGUGAUCGAAUUGAUCAAGAAGUAUGAACACGAUCUUGUUUACUACCAAGUACAAACAAACGUAGAUAGAGCAGCCCAAUGUGUAAUUUGGGACUCUUAUAAGUCUGGCAAACUUAUAAGAAUCCUGAAGAGCCUUUGGACUUCUGACAGCAAAUCAGGCUUACAUGAGAUGUUUUCUAUCUCUUCCCGCCACCAUAUGCUACUUAGGGAUCAGAAUUUGAGAAAUUUAAACUUUGUUGAUUGCUUUUGCACGAUCAUUCCAAAAAAACAGCACGAAGGAAUGCAACAGGCUCUUGCUUUGGUUUUUAGUCUAGAUAAGGGCAAGACUCUGAAGGAAGGAGAAGUCAAAUUUGCAUGUGCCAUGUCCCAUAAAAAUGUAUUCAGAUGUCUUUUUGAUGCAUUUGCCUUUUUUAUAUUCAGUUUGCUUCAAACCAGUGGUAACUUCUUGAACAAAGACAGAUGA
This is a messenger RNA of Phycomyces blakesleeanus NRRL 1555(-), 1179 nucleotides long. RefSeq lists its product as hypothetical. Gene Ontology annotation, molecular function: DNA binding. The transcript is spliced from 5 exons. Lineage: Eukaryota; Fungi; Mucoromycota; Mucoromycetes; Mucorales; Phycomycetaceae. The record is from RefSeq and is a predicted model, not a curated record. The coding region runs from base 1 to 1179 and encodes 392 amino acids.